AUGGACGAAUAUGAAGCUUGCAUCUUAGAUCUAAAAUUGGCACUUGAUAUAGGUGUUCGUGAAUUGCUAGUCAUCGGGGAUUCAGACUUACUUAUUCAUCAGUGGGUCGAAGCUGCUUCAUAUAGAGCCGUCACUAAGAAAGUGGUUGCAGAUUUCUUCAGGAAUAGCUUGAUUUUCCAAUUUGGAGUGCCAGAAUCGAUCAUUACUGAUAAUGGGGCAAACUUGAAUAGUCACUUGAUGAAUGAGAUUUGUGAUCAAUUUAAAAUAGUGCAUCGCAACUCGACCGCGUACCGUCCACAGAUGAAUGGAGCUGUGGAAGAUGCCAAUAAGAACAUCAAGAAGAUCUUUAGAAGGAUGAUCGAAAAUGAUAGAUUAUGGCAUGAGAUAUUGCCUUACGCUUUGCUAGGGUAUCGCACAGUAGUUCGAACCUCCACCGGGGCGACCCCUUAUCUAGUGGUUUAUGGGAAUAAAGCUGUGAUACCUGCUAAGGUUGAAAUACCUUCUCUGAGGAUUAUUCAGGAAGUCGGAUUAAGUAAUGAAGAAUGGGGAUCGAUACACAAAAAUGAGCAAUUCUUUCGAAAAAUUUCCAAGCAAGUCGGGAGCCAUGCCAAAGCAUAUAAUGCUUAA
Messenger RNA from Capsicum annuum, 627 nucleotides. RefSeq lists its product as uncharacterized. Bases 1 to 627 code for a protein of 208 amino acids. Gene Ontology annotation, molecular function: nucleic acid binding. The transcript is spliced from 3 exons. Gene Ontology annotation, biological process: DNA integration. Lineage: Eukaryota; Viridiplantae; Streptophyta; Magnoliopsida; Solanales; Solanaceae. The record is from RefSeq and is a predicted model, not a curated record.